This is a messenger RNA of Synchiropus splendidus (mandarinfish), 2915 nucleotides long. RefSeq names its product serine/threonine-protein kinase SBK1. Bases 236 to 1393 code for a protein of 385 amino acids. The transcript is spliced from 5 exons. The record is from RefSeq and is a predicted model, not a curated record. NCBI's taxonomy places the organism in Eukaryota, Metazoa, Chordata, Actinopteri, Syngnathiformes, Callionymidae. Gene Ontology annotation, biological process: peptidyl-threonine phosphorylation; peptidyl-serine phosphorylation. Gene Ontology annotation, molecular function: protein serine/threonine kinase activity; ATP binding.
UCACAGCUUCAGUUUCUGUCUAAAGAGCUGUAACGCUCCGUGCCAAAGCACCAGCUGUUCUGGAAACGCCAGCGUGCCUUCAGACCAAACAAAGAUUUAGUGGACUCUCUCAGGAUUUCGAGAGACUAUUAACAGACUUGUUUAUACUCGUGGAUCAGUUUGUCCGGCAUCACUAUGGUAGCAGUCCACAGCUGCUGCUCUGAUUGUUUUUCUACACGGUGGAACUUUCAGCAAGAUGUUGAAAUGGCUCCAAAUACUGACUGUUAAAGUUCCAUAUCACAUGACAUUGCUGUGCUUUAUGGCUGCCACCAAGCUUCUCGAUGAGAUGUGCCACUUGACGAUUCAGUCUUUGGCACCGAUGGAUACGUCAGAACACUUCAAGGUGCUGAAGCUCCUCGGUGAAGGAUCGUACGGGAAGGUCAUGCUGGCAGUUCAUCGGAAGAGAGGUACUCCAAUGGCGCUGAAGUUCUUCCCUCGAGAGUCCACCCCGAUCUUCUCCUUCCUGAGAGAGUACAACCUCUCCCUUUCUUUCUGCACUCACCCCUCUCUCACCAGAGCUCUGGGGAUCGCCUACUCCACACCCUCGCACUAUGUGUUCGCUCAGCAGGCCAGCCUCUUCGGGGACCUCUAUGAUGUCAUCAUUCCUGAGGUCGGUGUGGAAGAGGAAGUCUGUCACAGAGUUGUGUCCCAGCUGUGUGGCGCUCUGACCCACCUGCACCAUCUGGGGUUCGUCCACAGAGAUCUGAAGCCGGAGAAUGUCUUCUUGUGCGACUCUGCGUGUCGAUGGGUCAAACUUGGAGACUUCGGCAUGGUGAAGUCCCAGGGCUCCAGAGUCCCAGAGGUCUGGUACAGCUCCCCCUACUGCACACCAGAAGCAGAAGUGGCCCGGGGAAACGAGGACAGCUCGAAAGGCAUCAAGGAUGGUGACCAGAAAGAUGAAUCCAAGAAGAGGAUCUGGGUUUCAGUGGAGCCCAGCACAGACAGCUGGGCUCUGGGAAUACUGACCUACGCAAUGCUCACCGGCACACAUCCCUGGGCAGAGACUGCCAGCGACUGCUUCUCUUAUCAGACAUACCUGGAAUGGUUCGACAGAGCCAACAGGCCCGUCGAUGCCUUGGAUGUGUGGGCGGAGACUCAGCAGCCGAGUCUGAACUCAGAAUUGCCCAAAGCUCCUCAGUUUGCAUGUUUCACCUCACUGGCUUGCUCUUUCUUCCACUCGCUGCUUGACCCCAGGCCCGGGUUCCGAGGGCAGCCAGAGUGUGCGCUCAGAUUCCUCGGAGGAAACUGGGUGUUGGAGCCCGAGAGGGCCCGACUGCAGGAAAAGAGAGAGAAGAAAAGCGGCAAAGGAGCGUUAAGGAAUAUGAAAGAGAUGGAGGGACGCGGGGAGAGAUAGUGAGAUCAGCAUUUAAGGGUCGGGCAGACGUGAACUUUUCUGAGGCAAAUCUCAUAGCUGUGCGCCUCAUGACUCGAGAGGGUGUCAAACUCAGACAGGGGCCAAAAUAAAUAACUGGAGCUGAGUCAGCAACGCAGUGAACAAGAAAAACUCUGGCUGGAGCUGUUCUUUUUUGCUGUGGGCCGCAUUAAAUGAUUGUUCGGCCAGAUUUGGUCCCCGGGCCUCGAGUUUGACACAUGCCCUUAGCACAACUUCAUAAUGUGUUUCUCACCAGAUGUUUUCCCAAAGGCAGAUGUUCAGGUCGACUUCUAAAUGAUUAUGAUCUUCAUGAUUCAUCAUAUUUUUUGGAGUGAAAUAUUACAAUAUGCAUCUAAAUAUAACAUACAGCUACGGCGCUCAUCUUUCAUAGCAGGUCAGAGCGGAAGAAUAUUUAUGGCUUCUGGUGAUGUAAUGCAGUCAUCUCCUUGUAAAUGAACCGCGUCUCCUGCUGGGUCUGAUAGUGUGCCGCUGUAAAACAUACACACACACUGAGAUCAUUUUAUCUAACUGCAGUCUGGCUUCCAAGUUAGAAUUGCUUUGGCAGAGAGACGCGUUUAACUCCUCGCAUUCAGGCAGUUCAUAUUUUUCUUCUUAAUUUGUCGACUGUCCAUAUUUCUGUCUUGAGAUCAUUCGAAUCCAAACAAUAUUUAGACCAAAAUUCUAUUUUCCUUUUGAGUUUUUCCUGUUUUGUUUGAGUUUUAUUCAAGUGUCUCAUGCUCUCUGGCCUAUUUACUUAAACCUCAUUUUCAGAAAUCUGAAUAAAUAAAUUAGGUUAUGAGCUACAUGACUUUAAGGAUAUUUUUGAUUUAAAAAAACAAGUGUAAAUUUGCAUUGGUUUAAUUUAGGAUACAGUUGUGUGUCAUAAAUUGCACAUGUACUAGCUGCUGAUAUCACAUACAGUAUGUCUGGUUCUUUGAAACUAUACACCAAUGCUGGUGAUUUACGGUCCCUCAAUCUGUUGCAAAUGUCCUCACACAUACACACACACGCACUGCACUGGCUGACGUUCAGCAGCAGAGCUUCUCCAGAUGUUUUCAAAAAUAGCCGACUGCCACCGCUGAACCUGAUACGGUGCCACUCCGCAGCUCGCCUCUGAUCCCUCGCCCUCGGUCCAACAAAGUCACACACAGCAGCUCGUGCACUUAUUUUUUAUUUGUAUUUGGGCUUCAAAUCUUUUCGGUCCAACACUUCUCAGAGUCACCCCAAAUUUCACUUGAAAAUAUGCCUAUAAUGAUAUUGACUGCAAAUGUGGCGUGUGUAGAGGACGGACAGACAAAGGAAACAUGAGAUGGGUGUUGUUGAGCUACAUGUCAGGAGGGAGAUCAGAGGUGGCCAAACUUUCCUGGAAGAGAUUCAGGUGAAGACGUGUGGUGGCUAACUGUUCUGCCUGGCUUUCAUCCACAAACUGUAAAGCAUUUUAUUUUUGGAAAAAUAUUGCAAGUGGAGCGCUGAAACAGAAAUAAUUCUGGCCUUUUAUAUCUGU